GAAAGAUUCGUACGCGUAGUCAAGCCACGGAUUGCAUCGCAGUUUUGUUGUUCGUAUUAUUAACUAUUUCGGAGUUCCGAAAUAAUAUUGGCUUGUGUGAAAUGCACAGUGCUCUAUAGUGCCCUUCUCACAGCUUACGGAUAUUCGAAUAAUUGGGAUUGAAUCGUAACGACGAACGAUAACGUUCAUACCAUUUCUAGUUUUGGUGGGAAAGUAAUACGAUUGAGUAACGGUUGGAAGUAUCAGAAUUUUCAACGAAAAAUGGGUCGGAAAGUAAAGGUUCGAAAUAAAAACAGCUCCAAGAUCUCGAAGAUUAGUUUGAAGGAUUCAUCCGAGACUGAUGAGAUGGGCAGUGGAGACGCUGAACAGAUGCUAUCAUCGAGUUUAAGUUCCCCAAGCAGCGGAAGCAGUCGAAAUACUAGAACUAGGUCAAUGAAGGGAGAAAAAUUGCAGCCGUCGCCAAAUCGGGGCAGCAUUCUCAAUAGAAGCAGUGCGAGUGAAGGUACUUCAGCAACUAAGAUCCCUCCGAGCAGAGUGUCACUUAGAUCUCCUGCCUUCUCUCGAUCAGCUCGAGGAAAGGAUAUGGGAAUGACAGCUGGAGCAGAAUCCACGGUACAAACUCCCACAAAUAAAGCUAUCGUGCAAUCAAGUACCCCAAGAACGUACAGUCGUAUAAAAUCUACUAAACCAACAACUAGUGGAAAGAAGGCAGCGACGAAUAGUACAGCGAACGUCGUAUCGGGACCACCGCAAUCACCAAAAUUGGUUGAAGAUCGUUUGAAGUCUCCGGAUCGGUCGAAAUAUUUAAUGAAGCAGCUUGAGAGCACACUGAGUCCCAAACUCAUCGAGCCUACUAAGAGUGUUAAUCUUCCGGUUAGUCGCUACGGGCGAAUUCAGAAACAGAAAGAGGAUAACGACUACAUACCGUUGGAUGUGGCAAAAUUCAUCACAAAGUCUCCCCCGAGACCCAGGCCGAUCAAGAUUGAGGUGGGGAAUAUUUCGAGUGAGCUGCCACCGUUAUCGGAUACCACAGAUGUUGAGGCAAAACCAAGUGAGUUGGAUUUUUCCAUUCAGCUGGAAAUCCUGGAAUCUAUCGUUGCCGAUGUGGUGACUCCGAUUGCGGAUCCUAAUGAGGAAAUUCUGGGUAUUGAUCAAAUCAAAAUUGUCGAUUUGGAUGUGAGCUUUGGCGAGAGUAGUGUAGGAGGAGCUGAGCAAGCGGCGAUAAGCGACGACAAGGAACCGGUUAAACUGCUAGAGAGGUCAUCGGACGCUGACAGUGCGAAGGGAUCGUCGAUUGAUUUGGAUACGUCGAGCGGUUAUCGUGUAGGGCAGCUGUUCUGGGGUGCGUUGGGUGCGAAAACGCUUCAUUGGCCCUGUUUGGUGUGUCCCGAUCCCGUAGAUGGGCUUUUGUCGAAGGUCAAACCACAAACCAAAAAACGUAUCAUUCACAUCACGUUUUUCGCGGACAAUGGUCGGCGAAGUUGGGUGCAGGAGGGAUUGACGAUCCCUUUCGAAGGUUUGCAAUCGUAUAAAGCAUUGGUGGAGAAAGAGUACAGAUAUCUGCGAUCGAAGCUUGCGUCGAACGUGCAGCGACAUCCUGCAAAAUGGAUGGAAGCCGUCCGCGAAGCAGAAGAUGUUCUUGGAUUCCCUAUUGAAUCACGCGAGCAGCGAUUCAAGCAACUGUUGGAACUGCAGCGAUCGGAGCAAAAAGCCGGACACAGAAAGCGUGCCAAAAGUUUAUCCACAGGCUACCAUAGUAGCAAUUUUGAGGACUCUUUUGGCUCGAGGGGGAAACGCGCUCGCUCGCCCACUCCCGAGAGUCCCGCCUAUGAAGCACUGCCAAGUGUGGCGAAAAGUUCGGAAUCGUUAUCGAAACGCUUUAAAUCGGAACCCGACGAUUCGGAUCUCUUCCGCAAUACGAUUUCUCGCUACUUCCAAUCGAUGACGGAUGGCAGUGAUGUACUGGAGACGGCAAGCGGUACGAGCAGCGAGUGUGAGGAUAUUUCCGAACUGGCAGGGUUCGAUCGGGAGGUGUACAACGAUUUGCUUAAUCUGAGCCGAAUGUAUGUUUUCGGGGACCAAACCGAGACGGAGGCGGAUCAGAAGCUGCAGAAGUACGUGCAGAAGAUAUGCGCACUGCGUGUUCAGCCGGUGGCCGGCGGAAGGAAUGGUUCCAGUGCGCGAAUCUCGAAUCGACUGCGCUCCCAAGCGCUGCGAAACUCUUUCCUCAAGUUUGAAAUGGAACUGGGGAUUAAACAGCCGAAAGUGGAGUCCAUUGCGGCUUCCCUUCCGGUCACUCCCAAGGUGAAGAAAGAAAGGAAAUCGUUGGAGGAGUUAUUUAUAUUUAGCUUGGAGAAAAAUUAUCUGCUUAAGGGUGUUCCCAAGGGAUUCGUUUGUACGAUUUGCUGCAAGCCGAACGAUGUGGUGAAGUGUACAAAGUGUCAAAACCAUUUCCAUCCAGCCUGUAACGCUGCACCAUCGCAGCUAGAACCAACCGAUGGAGCCGAUACACCUCCCGAUAGCAAAGCCUUCAUGUGUUCAGGCUGCACCCAGAAGAUACCCGCUAGAUGCUUCGUUUGUCACGACCAAGAGAACGCACUCAAGGAUGAGCGCAAGCAUCGCUGCACGGUGAACGGGUGUGGGAAAUACUACCAUAUUCCCUGCCUGCGGUUGUUCCCACAGCACAAACUUACCAGUACUCCAAAUUCCAGUACCCUGUUCUGUCCGUACCACUCGUGUCAUACCUGUGUUUCGGACGAUCCCCGGACGAACGCAACCACGACCAAGGGCCAGCUGAUACGUUGCCUGAAGUGCCCCUCGUCGUAUCACCCCGACGGGAAGUGCGUACCGGCGGGUUCGCAGCUAAUAACGACCGCCAUUCUCAUCUGUCCGAAGCAUUCGCUCGAGCAGUGCUCGCUGAACGUUAACUGGUGCUUCCUGUGCUGCAAGGGCGGAAGCCUUAUUUGCUGUGAAACGUGUCCCACGGCGUUCCACUUGGACUGCCUGAAAUUCAUUCCGCCCGAGGGAAAAUAUAUCUGCGAGGAGUGUGAAUCCGGUCGGAUGCCCCUGUACAAUGAAAUUGUCUGGGCAAAAUAUUCGAACUUCCGGUUCUGGCCGGCGCUAACCGUUCCCCCACCGGAGAUCCCAGAUUUUGCCCUGCGAAGACAGCACGAACCGUCGGACAUUUGUAUCAUAUUCUUCGGUUCGCAUGAUUACGGCUGGAUCAAUCGAAGGAGGAUCUAUCUGUAUCAGGAGGGUGAUUCGGAUAGCGUGUCGGAGCGAAAGAAGGGUGGUAUACUGGACAAGUAUAACGAGGCUCUACGUGAGGCGAAGGUUGUGAGUCAGAUGCUGCAGGCGAAGAAGGCGGGCGAACAUGCGGAGCUGGGUGACAGUUCGUUCCGGCCGCCGAUGUAUGUGAAAAUUAAGAGCAACAAAUAUGUGCCCCCACUUAGACCGCAAGCUUUUGGUAAAGGAGAUGAGGACACAAUGUGCGAAUGCAAACCAACGGACGACGAACCUUGCGGACUGUACUCCAACUGUAUCAACCGGGCGCUGCUAAUUGAGUGCAAUCCGAAGGUUUGCCCGGCGGGACCAAACUGCCAGAAUCAGUGCUUUGAGAAAAAACAGUAUCCCUCGCUGAUUGCAAAACGAAUACCCCAGAAAGGCUGGGGCCUCGUUACCCUGGAAGACAUCCGUCAGGGUCAGUUUGUGAUCGAGUACGUGGGCGAAGUGAUAAACAACGCUGAGCUGGCGAGACGAUUGCAGCAAAAGCAGGACCAAAAGGAUGAAAACUAUUACUUCCUGACGGUUGAUUCCGAGCUAACGAUCGAUGCGGGUCCGAAAGGAAACCUUGCCCGAUUUAUCAACCACUCGUGCGAACCAAAUUGCGAAACAAUGUUGUGGAGAGUUGGAGGAGCUCAAGCGGUUGGUCUUUUCGCUAUUAAAGACGUCAAGGCGGGCGAAGAGCUUACAUUCAACUACAACUUCGAAAGCAAGGGAAACAAGAAGAAAAUCUGCCAUUGCGGUGCGACCAAGUGUUCCGGUUUCAUCGGGAAGAAGUAUCGUCCCCCGGUAGAGGACGAAUUAAGCGCUGUCGGGCCAAAAGGUCGAAAAGGAGCGAAGAAUGUCACGAAAUCUAUCAAACGUCGAAGACACAGCCUCCACCCUUCGGCACUGUUUGGUAAGAAGCGAAAAAUCGACAGUUCACCGCAACUGUCGAUUGAUGUCGUGAAGAAGGAAGAGAUUUCGUCCCAAAGACGCAACAGCAGUGGGGAUGUAACUAUGCAGCCUGUUGUCGCCACUGAAUCCCCUAUUGUCAAGCAGGAAUGCUUGGAGGAGACAGUUGAAUUGAAGACGGAACCGCCACAGGAAGAAGCACCUGCUACAGCAUCUAGUUCGUAAUGGUGUGACUAGAUGACAGGCGGGAUAUUUUUUUAUUGGCUGCGCACAAGCCGCAUCACUAGAGGGAGAAUAGGCCUCUACCUUUUUACAUGUUAUUAUGUUUAUUUAGGGUUCGUUUAUUUUGCUAGCCCACCACAUUUUCCAGUUAUAAAUUGAGAGUUUACAAGUCGAAGAUGAUUGGUGAAAAAUAUUUGUCGUGAUUAUUGAAUUUUUUGGACAACUUUAAAUUAUUGUUUUACUGUUCUACUACCUACUAGCACCAGUUUGAAUAAAUUGUGUAUUUAUAUAGCAUAAACCGGAAGUGUACUAAAAUAAGUGUUAAUACUGAUGAUGUUACAUCUUUCCACUCUAUCUACAUUGACAAUGUCAAUAAUAAUUAUUCAUGAAGUAUUGCCGAACAGCACUGCCAAACUAAUUCCCAUGAUGAUUAAACUCUGUUCGCAUAAAUUAAACGACGUUGAGUUAUUCAUACUAUACCGAGCUCAGGAAAAACAUUUGGGCAUAGUCUGUCUAUGACCAUGCUUCGGAGGAGAAAAUAAUUUUCAACCGUUAGUGGCUUCUAGCCAAAAGGGAUCUAUUGAGAAAAAAUAUGACUAUUGAUUCGUUCAAUUUUAAAUCACCACCCUGUAGUUAUUAAAAUCGUUAGUGGGAGUAUUUGUAUUUAACAUGCAAA
Messenger RNA from Toxorhynchites rutilus septentrionalis, 5074 nucleotides. It is a transcript of the gene NSD, whose product is annotated as nuclear receptor binding SET domain protein. NCBI's taxonomy places the organism in Eukaryota, Metazoa, Arthropoda, Insecta, Diptera, Culicidae. The record is from RefSeq and is a predicted model, not a curated record. The coding region runs from base 262 to 4401 and encodes 1379 amino acids. Gene Ontology annotation, molecular function: histone H3K36 methyltransferase activity; protein binding. The transcript is spliced from 6 exons. Gene Ontology annotation, biological process: regulation of DNA-templated transcription. Gene Ontology annotation, cellular component: nucleus; chromatin.